[Candida] anglica is the source of this 1248-nucleotide messenger RNA. Lineage: Eukaryota; Fungi; Ascomycota; Pichiomycetes; Serinales; Debaryomycetaceae. The record is from the annotation of a GenBank genome assembly.
AUGGAUACGUAUGAAAUCGACAUCCCAGAUUUGGUUGUGGAGUUGCCAGCCGAUGGAGUAAUUACCACGAGGAAAGAGGUUGUAUCUGAAAAGAUCGAUCUGACCAAAUUGGAUGGCAAAGACGAUGAGCCUAUAAAGAAGAUUCCCAUCACAAUCAUCACUGGGUAUCUUGGAUCCGGGAAGUCUACACUCUUGGACUAUAUAGGGAAACACUCUGAUCGGAGAUUGGCGAUCAUUUUAAAUGAGUUUGGUGACUCUUCUGCCAUUGAGAAGGCUGUGACCAUCAAGGAUGCCCAGUCACAAGACUCAGUUCAAGAAUGGCUUGAUCUAGGAAAUGGAUGUCUUUGUUGCACUGUCAAGGACAACGGAGUUACUGCUAUUGAGCAGUUGGUGGAGAACUCACGGGGAAAGAUCGACUACAUUCUCUUGGAAACAACAGGGGUUGCAGACCCUGCUCCGAUUGCCAAGAUGUUUUGGCUCGACGAUGGACUUGCCUCUUCAGUUUAUAUCGAUGGGGUAGUGACGGUUGUAGAUUCUGAAAAUAUCUUAAAAUGUCUAGAUGAUGUCGGUGGACAUUGGCAUCGGGAAAAUAAACACGUUUUGGAAAGUCAAAGCACCAACGUAGAGGAUCUUACUGAAACUGAACUUGCUAAUGAACGGGAAAGAUUGGAAGAAGGAAUCUCUACUGCACAUCUCCAAAUUGCCUUGGCCGAUACUAUUCUUCUUAAUAAGGUGGAUCGAGUAGGAAAGAAGGAAGAUGGAGAUGAUCUUGCCACCAUUGAAAAGAGAAUUCGUGCUAUCAACAGCACAUGUCCAAUAUAUCCAACCAGUUUUGGUGACAUUGGACUUGAUAAGAUUCUUGAUCUUCACGCUUUUGAAGCUAGUUUGGACAAAUUCACCAACUCUGUCAACUACGCACAUGACUCAACAUACCAUGAUGGGAAUAUUGGAACUGUAACCCUUACUUUUCCCUUCUUCCAAGAUGCCUCUGGGUUUUCCAAGAUUGAACUGUUUCUUCAAUACAUUCUUUGGGAAAGUGUAGCCAAUGGGAAAAGCAUUGAGAUUCAUAGAGUCAAGGGAGUCUUGGUUCAUGAUGACGAUGUAAGAGUAGUUCAAGGUGUAAGAGAUACAUACGAAAUUAUAGAAGGGGGUACCUUGGUAGAAGGGAUAACGGAAAAUAAAUUAGUUUUCAUUGGUAAGAGCUUAAUUGAAACUGAUUUACAAACUGAAUUACUGAAAUAUAUAUAG